AUAUGAUAAACAGUUUGCCUAUUGUGGAUGCAUUUCAUAAAUUUGUUUCUCUAACAUAUACCUUGAAGUCUAUAUCCAGAAUAGAAGGGAAAUGGACGAAGGCACAAGCGAAGAAAACAUGCAUGGCAAAAAGAUGGAAACAAUACCACAUGCAGGUUCUAACCAGUUCAGAUAGAGGGAAUUUUCACCACUCAUCGAAUAAGAAAAAGGGUAUAAUGGUAGGGAAUAUUCAUGUAUUUGGGUACAAGAAGCCAAUGGACAAUAACCCAUUUCAUAACUAUCAACGACAAAAAUAUGAUAUCUGGAAUCAUCAAGACAAGGAAUCGGGAUACCACAAUUUCUUUCGAAAGGUGCAGAACAAU
Molecule: messenger RNA, 362 nt
Organism: Striga asiatica
Lineage: Eukaryota; Viridiplantae; Streptophyta; Magnoliopsida; Lamiales; Orobanchaceae
Source: the annotation of a GenBank genome assembly